Microcebus murinus (gray mouse lemur) is the source of this 2303-nucleotide messenger RNA. The record is from RefSeq and is a predicted model, not a curated record. Lineage: Eukaryota; Metazoa; Chordata; Mammalia; Primates; Cheirogaleidae.
UUUUUACAGAUGAUGUCUUGGAGUUUCUUCCGUCUCUACUCAUCUGUCGAAGCCCCUCAUUUGGCUGUUUCGUGAUUUACUUCCCUUAUUGAAAUAGUUUACAGUUUCAUGGAUAGAUUUCUAGUAUUUAUUGGGGCUGCUGCAUCUAAAGGCAUCUACGUUUAACCUUGUCAAUGUCGUCUAUGAAAGUUGUGCGGUUCACACUCCCAGCAGCUUGGUCAUACGCGUAACUGCACGUUGUGCAAUCCUUUCCUAAAAUACAGCCUGCAUGUGGCAAAGUCCUAAGACCCGUAGUUGUCAGUAAACAAAUGCCCCAUAAUGGAUAAAGAUUUAAGGAUGGUACAUUCACUUAAUGCCGUCUGACAUAGCUACUAAAAAUAUUGUGGCAAUUUUAACAGAGAGAUCCUCAUUCAUCUAAGAAACCUUCAUUUUGUGCCAGACUCUGUUCUAGGUGCUGAGGAUAGAGCGGGGCCAGGACAAGCACACACUUGCUUCCGUGGAGCCAUUUCUGAUAUUGGCAACAAUCUACAAGACUGACUGUCGUUAAACAAGUCCUUGCUACCACUUGUCCUAAAACAGGAAGCAUGGGGUUGCCUGUGAGGAGUAGUCUGUUUGCAUGGGCUUUCUGUGUUUUGGAUCUUCUGCCCCUGACUUUAGAUUCGAGGCUCUGUGUAAUUCAACCUUUGUGUCCUUCCAUUCUGUCCCAGGCAGCACCCAUGCCUGCUUUUCAGGGUAACCCUACUCCCAGUAAAUCUCAUACCAUGUAGCAUGUGUUAAGUCACACAGCUUAGGCAUGUUCUCGAUGGUUGGUACAGCUCUGUCCCUGUGUCUUUCAGCGCUCACAGACAUUAACUUACAUAGAUGAGGGAUGUGCUUCAGGUCCUCUUCGUAAUCCUUUGCACUCAACCAGUUUUCAUUUGAAAACCCCUUUGGAAGUUUGCAUUCAGGACUUGAGUGCCCACUGAGCACAAGGUAUCAAGAUGCAUUCCUCAAGGAGGGAGACCUUUUGUUUGGCUGAAAUGAGGGAAUUACAGGUGGAAGAAGGCCCAUAUCUUUUUCUGUGGGGGCUUCAAGCGUCUUUGGAAGUAGAGGCAACAGUGAGAAGGGGAAGCUUUCCCUGCUGGACAUAGCUGAGCUGAUUCGGGCCAGAGCCUGCCAGAGAGUGGUUGUCAUGGUGGGGGCCGGCAUCAGCACCCCCAGUGGCAUCCAAGACUUCAGAUCUCCAGGGAGUGGCCUCUACAGCAACCUCCAGCAGUAUGACAUCCCUUACCCCGAGGCCAUUUUUGAGCUUACAUUUUUCUUUCACAACCCCAAGCCAUUUUUCACUUUGGCUAAGGAACUGUACCCUGGGAAGUACAGGCCCAAUGUCACUCACUACUUCCUCCGACUACUUCAUGACAAGGGGCUGCUUCUGCGACUCUACACACAGAAUAUUGAUGGACUUGAGAGAGUGUCUGGCAUCCCUGCCUCAAAGCUGGUUGAAGCUCAUGGAACCUUUGCCUCUGCCACCUGCACAGUCUGUCGAAGACCCGUCCCAGGGGAGGAUGUUUGGGCAGAUGUCAUGGCAGACAGGAUUCCCCGCUGCCCAGACUGUGCCGGCAUCGUGAAACCAGAUAUCGUGUUCUUUGGGGAGCCACUGCCCCAGAGGUUCUUGCUGCAUGUGGUUGAUUUCCCCAUGGCAGAUCUGCUGCUCAUCCUUGGGACCUCCCUGGAGGUGGAGCCUUUUGCCAGCUUAUCUGAGGCCGUGGGGAGCUCAGUGCCCCGACUACUCAUCAACCGAGAUUUGGUGGGUCCCUUGGCUUGGCGUCCUCGCAGCAGGGACGUGGCCCAGCUGGGGGACAUGGUUCACAGCGUGGAACGGCUGGUGGAGCUUCUAGGCUGGACGGAAGAGUUGCAGGACCUUAUCCAGCGGGAAACCGGGAAGCUCGAUGGACAAGACAAAUAGGAGUGUGAUGGCUGCACACAUAUGAGAAAUGGUGACACAGGAGAUGUCCACAUCCCAUUUCUGAUGAGAACUCACACCUGAAGACAGUUUGGGCAGGUUUACAAGUUUUGGCUGCUGAACCAGGACACGAGAACUGAGGUAGAGUGGACAUCUGGGGCUGCCACUGGAAUGUCUUCCCGACCUGUGAGCUCUGUGCUGAUGGGUAGAGUGGUGUUUGCACUCAUGGCCACCCUGAUACAAUGGAGCUGCCUGUUUGCUGUAUUUAAUUCUUCACUCUGCUGUAGCUCCUGAUGCAAGAAGCUUUCUUCUCACAGUGACGCUUGUUGGACUGAAACAAACUGAGUGCAAUCUGCUCUUA